AACACGGACGGUUGUGAUAAGAACAUUUUUUUUCUUGAUAAUGUGAUCAAAAAAAAUAUAAUAAAUAUAACUUCACAGUCAUACACUUUAACAGAUAUAAUAUAAGGAUAUCGUCUAUGCAACAAUGUCGCUCGACUCAAUCCCCAAGGAUAUGAGAUCCGCAAGAGCAUGUCUUGUGUGUUCGUUAAUUAAGUCUUUCGAUCAGUUUGAAAUUGAUGGCUGUGACAAUUGUGAUGAAUUUUUGAGAUUGAAAAACAACCGUGAUCAUGUGUACGAUUGUACAAGUUCAAAUUUUGAUGGAAUGGUUGCACUUAUGAGCCCUGAAGACAGUUGGGUUGCUAGAUGGCAAAAAAUCAAUAGAUUUACAAAAGGCAUUUAUGCCAUUUCUGUUGCUGGUCGAUUACCUCCAAAUUUCGUAAGGGAAAUGAAGGCCAGAGGUAUACCGUAUCGUCCUAGAGAUACAACAUUCAAAUAAGUACUUUUCCUUUAUCUCAUGUUUAUUAUAUAAAUACAAUUUUGUAACUCAUUGUA
Molecule: messenger RNA, 531 nt
Organism: Myzus persicae (green peach aphid)
Lineage: Eukaryota; Metazoa; Arthropoda; Insecta; Hemiptera; Aphididae
Gene: spt4
Product: transcription elongation factor SPT4
Exons: 5
Coding region: 125-475 (116 amino acids)
Biological process (GO): regulation of transcription elongation by RNA polymerase II; positive regulation of DNA-templated transcription, elongation; chromatin organization
Cellular component (GO): nucleus; DSIF complex
Molecular function (GO): RNA polymerase II complex binding; zinc ion binding
Source: RefSeq, a predicted model, not a curated record